AUGCCAAAGGGAGAAAAGAAAAAAACUCCCAGCUCUGCACUUCUACCCAUUAGCAAAUUCCGAAGGAAAUUAGUGGAGACUAUUCAAGGCAACACCUUUGUCGUGGUGACGGGUGAGACGGGAAGUGGGAAAACUACCCAACUUCCCAAAUAUUUAUUUGAAGAAGGGUUUGCCAGGCAGGGCACCAUUGCUGUGACACAGCCACGGCGCGUGGCUGCCAUAUCCGUGGCUGAAAGAGUGGCAGAGGAACUAGGCUGCCCAGUGGGGGGCCUUGUGGGAUACCAGGUUCGCUUUGAGGAAUGCAUCUCGGAGGAAACUGCAAUCAAGUAUCUGACGGACGGGUGCCUGUUACGGCAGAUCUUGGCAGACCCACAUCUGACCCAGUACAGCGUCGUCGUUCUGGACGAAGCUCACGAACGGAGUCUCUGCACGGAUAUCCUCUUUGGCCUAUUGAAGCAGCUGCUCCAUCGGGAAAAAGAAGUCAAGAGGAAGGAACCCUUGAAGGUCGUGGUGAUGUCUGCCACCUUGGACGUGGAGAAGUUCUCGGCGUUCUUCGGGCAUUGCUCGGUGGUGGAGAUCCCAGGAAGAAAAUACCUGGUGGAGGAGGUCUUCUGUGAUAGUCUGGGCCCCAGAGAUGCCAACAGCUCUGCCUUCAUCACAGAGACUAUCAAAGUGACCUUGGAUGUCCAUGUGAAUGGCUCGGCUGGAGACAUCCUGGUUUUUCUGACAGGGCAAUCGGAGAUCGAAAGAGCUUGCGAGCUUCUUUUCCAAAAAGCCGAGAUGAUAGAUUACCGCUUUGACGUAAGAGAGCGCUCCGUGGAAGGCUUACUUAUCUUGCCCCUGUACGGAUGCAUGCCAACAGAUCAGCAGAGACGGAUAUUCCUGCCGCCUCCGCCAGGGAUCAGGAAAUGCGUCGUGUCCACAAAUAUCGCAGCAACAUCUUUGACCAUUGAUGGGAUCAAGUAUGUGGUUGAUAGUGGGUUUGUGAAGCAGUUAAGCCACAACCCAAGAGUUGGCUUGGACGUGCUGGAGGUGGUGCCAAUUUCGAAGAGCGAGGCGGUGCAGCGUGCAGGCCGAGCCGGUAGAACAGCAUCUGGGAAAUGCUUCCGGGUCUAUAACAAGGAAUUCUGGGAACAGUGCAUGCCCGACCACAUGGUUCCAGAGAUCCAACGGACCAGUUUGACCUCAGUGAUGCUGACUUUGAAGUGCCUGGCCAUCCACAACGUAAUCAGUCUGCCUCCUAACUUGUCCUGUGCCGUCCUCAAGGCUGCCUCUCUGGGCUGUGAUGACUUGCUGCUCCCCAUUGCAGCCAUGCUGUCUGUGGAGAAGGUCUUCAUUCAUCCAGGGAAUCCACAGAAGCAGAAGGAAGCCGACCUACAGCACCAAAAACUAUCUCUACAAAUGGGAGGACACAAUGACUUUACGACUCUCCUGAACAUCUUUGAGCAAUGCAAAGCAAGCGAGUCUCCUUCUGUUUGGUGUCAAGAAAAUUGGGUCCACUGGAGAGCUGUGAAGCUGGCAUUCAGUGUGGAACAACAGCUUCGUGAAAUCGUCAACAGGUUGAAACAGCUGCCAGACUUCCUAAAGGAAGACUUUGACGGUUCCCGAAACGAGAUCCUAAGGAGGUGUCUGUGCGCGGGUUAUUUUGCCAGCGUGGCACGUAGGUCUGCAGGGAAGUCUUUUCGCACCAUGGAUGGUCACGGUAGCGUGGCCUAUAUUCAUCCAUCAUCUGCUCUCUUUGAUCAGGAAGACCAGCUGGACUGGAUCCUCUUCCAUGACGUUGUGGUGACCUCCAAGGUUUACUUGAGGACGGUGUGUCCAAUUCGCUACGCCUGGGUGCAGGAUCUGCUUCCUCGGCUUCACCAGAUUGAUGCUUACGAACUGAGCAGCGUGGCCCGGGAGAACGUGACAGAGGAGGAAAUGGCUAACUGGAGGAGGAAGGAAGACCUCAAAAGACAGAACGGUGAGCUUCAACGUGAAAAAGCACCAGGUGAAGCCGCCAGGAAGAUGGAGAAGCGGAACGACGAGCAAUCGAUCAGAGAGGCUCGCACUCGGUACCUGGAGAGGAAGCAGCAGAGAGUGCAAGGAUCUGGCAUUUCUUCUAAAGACUCCAGCUAGGCUGUUCACUAUCACCAGCCCGUAACUCCGGUUC
This is a messenger RNA of Protobothrops mucrosquamatus (brown spotted pit viper), 2152 nucleotides long. It is a transcript of the gene DHX40, whose product is annotated as DEAH-box helicase 40. The transcript is spliced from 16 exons. Gene Ontology annotation, molecular function: RNA binding; ATP binding. Gene Ontology annotation, cellular component: intracellular anatomical structure. Lineage: Eukaryota; Metazoa; Chordata; Lepidosauria; Squamata; Viperidae. The record is from RefSeq and is a predicted model, not a curated record. The coding region runs from base 1 to 2118 and encodes 705 amino acids.